GCGCCCUCCUCUCCUGUUGCUGUCAGGGAGUUGUAAACAGGUGGCCUGUGGCGGUGCCCGUCUCUUUCCGAGAUGACUAACUACGGGGAAUUUAAUUUGGACCUCGUAAAACAGUUUCUAAUCAAUAGAGGCGGGAAAGUUACAAACCCAGAACUAGUAAAACACUUCAGGCAUUACCUGAACGACCCUGUCCAUAAAGACGAGAUCAGGUUGAAGUUCAAGGAUUACGUGAACCGGCUAGCCUGCGUUAAAGAACAGAAUGGCGUGAAGUAUCUGCUUCUGCGGAACGAAUAUGUGGACGAACUGUGCACGAUGCCGCCCGACGUACCCCCGCCGCCGUAUACACCUGCCCGAGCAGAGCCGGACUUGUGUGCCGCAGGGUUCUCACGACAGGAGACACCGUGCCUCGGUUACUCCACACCCCCGAUCGGACAGACUCCACAAACGCCGCAGUGGCGGCAGUUUUCUCCCCAAGAAAACAUCAUGGUAGCGAACGAAUGUCCCUCUCUGGCGUUGGCUCGGGCUCCACGCAACCGGUCGAGUCCAUGUUUGCUCGAAGAUGUCAGGAGCUACGAAGACAUUCCGCCUCCCCUUCCCAAGAAGAAACACUCGUUGAACGGGAGCCCCACAAGACCGGAGGUUCCCCUCCCACCCCCGAGGGGACGCAAGAGUCACGGUCGCCGAGGGUCGCAAGUGGAGGAACGUGUACGUCAGUUCAGCGCCGAGAAGGAGCUUGAGGGGAGCCCGAACUUCAAGGAAAAGAGCGUCCAGGACGUGGCCGUGAGCCCCGGCACGGUGAAGGAGAAGACGCAGAUCAUCAAUCGCAUGUCGGAAAGCAACCUGCUCACCAAGGUAGCGGCCGGACCCGGCGGCGGCCCCGCGGCCAAGCGGAGAGACGGACCCGGGGCGCGAGCGGCGGCUGAUGACGACACAACGUCCCUGAAUACGUUGGACCCUCGUCGCCGUGAGUGGAUACUGCGAGCAGCGCAGGCGGACUACCACAGCCUCGUCCGGUUGCUUCGAGAGGACCCCGAUCUCUAUCGCUUUGAGGACUUCACAUCGGGCGUGAGUAUUUUCUCUUUGGUCUUAUCUUGGCGCCGUAAUUCUUUAAGGUGGUUCGAAUUUUAGCACGUCGAGACUCGCGUGAAAAACGGGAUUGCGAACACGGUCAACCCAAGCACGCGCAUUUUGUAACUGCGUUGCUUGCUUGCUGCGCGGAUCUCCGAAGAUCGUCACCAGUCUAGUUUUCGUGGUCUUGAUUUGUUCGGAGCUACGCGCUCGCUCUUUGCGCUUCUGUUC
Ixodes scapularis (black-legged tick) is the source of this 1299-nucleotide messenger RNA. Its product is annotated as ankyrin repeat domain-containing protein SOWAHB. The record is from RefSeq and is a predicted model, not a curated record. Bases 73 to 1128 code for a protein of 351 amino acids. The transcript is spliced from 8 exons. Lineage: Eukaryota; Metazoa; Arthropoda; Arachnida; Ixodida; Ixodidae.